AUGGAUAGUCCACCCAAACUGACUGGCGAGACACUGAUUGUCCAUCACAUUCCCCUGGUGCAUUGCCAGGUCCCUGAUAGACAGUGCUGCUCCAUGAGCAAACGGACCAACCCCUUCUGCCAGCCAGAGCUCAGCAUUACACGGACCUCUGCCCUUCCAGACAGAGAUCUAUCACAAACUGAUUCCUUGGUGUACAGCAGCUUUCUCCAGACCUCUGAAACCUCAACAGAGGCCUCAGACAACAAAGAAGGCAAAGCAAGGGAUUUGAUUGUCCCUAGUGUCAGUAAGCGACACAACCCUUUCCUGCUGAGUGAGGGUGAAGACCUCAGCAUCUUUGGGGAUGACUUGGGUCAAAAAUCUUUCCACCUUCACAACUCACUUGUGGCUGGCAAACCUCCCUUUCAUCUGCAUGAGUUGGCCUUGCCCCCUUUCCACCUCCACGACUCCAAUCACAUUGUGAAAUCCUGGAACAUGGCCAGCCGGUCCGGUGUGGUAGAUGGACAAGAGGACAAAAUGAGCAGUGAUGACGUCCAGAAGAGGAACAACGCGAACCGGUGCCACCAAGCCUCAGAACGCAUGGAGCUGGAUGAAUGCAGCUGCCAUCGUGGCAACUCCUCCAGCUUCUCCUUCGAUGGUGGUGACCAGGAGUGGAACCAGAACACAGGUGAAUUGCUGAGGAAUCAGGAUGCCCUGCACAGCCGGACAUGCAGCUGUUCCAGCUCAGAGCUCCAGCACUGUCGCUGCUACAGUUCAUCAAGUCAGUCUGAAGCAAUUGACCAACAGAUGGGCUACAUCAGUGACUCUUCCUGCAACAGCUCCGAUGGGGUGCUGGUGAACUUCAGUGCUCUCUACAACAAAAUGAAUGGCCAUUCUCAAUCUAACCUGAAUUCGUCCAACCUGUCCUGUGACUCAUCCUUCUGCAGCCACUCAGACACAGGAGCUUUUUACCUGGAUUUGCAUUCAUCACCCACAGAAUCCAAGAUGUCUUGCGAGUCGCAUCACCCAGAGAGUUCGGGGAAGGUGUGUGGGUGUCAACACUCCUCCUCACCUGUCCUUGAUGCUAACUGCAACUCCUACCACCUUCACUGUGAGCCUUGCACUUCAGAGAGCUCAGACCUCACUGCCUGCUUCCAGAGCCAAGCACGGCUGGUUGUGGCUACUCAGAAUUAUUAUAAGUUAGUCACAUGUGACUUGUCUUCCCAGUCAUCUCCCAGCCCGGCAGGAUCUUCCAUAACUAGCUGCUCGGAAGACCAUACCAAAGGUAGCCCAGCCCAGCCCACUGAAUAUUAUCUGUUUAGAAGGCCUGACCUGAGACAAGAAGAAGGCAACGUGGAGCGCAGUGAAGACGAGCCAAAGGGAGAAGCCACCCAGAAUAGGAUUGAGGGUCAGGUCUAUGUGAACGUGUCACCACCUAACCUCAACACAAGCCGGCAGCGGUCCAGGAGCUACGAUCAAAACCUUGACAGGAGUCCCAGCAGCAGGCUGGGCUCCUUGGAGCGCAUGGUGAGCUGUCCAGUCAAGCUUAGUGAAAGUCCAGCAAUACCCAUCCAGAGUUCCCCCCCGAAGCGAGUGACAUCUUUUGCUGAACUGGCUAAAGGCAGGAAAAAGAAUGGCACCUCCCCACCGCUCCGGUCCACUGGUGAUUCCUCCUUGGAGUUCUCCCCUAUCCCUGAGACACAGCGGGAUUGCCCAACCUUCCUUGAAGAAAGAGCUCGCCGCAGCCAGAGUCUUCCACCCAUGCCCUUCGUCCACGGCCUGAACCGGAGCUGUGAGGGGUUCUGUUUAAAUCAUGCUUUUGGGGACAGCCAGGCUUUGUGUUCCACGAAAGACUCAGUCUCCAGUGAGAAGGUCCCCAGUGGCCAUGGGGCAGGUGAGCAAGCCUCUCUCUCCCUGCUGACGGAGGCAGAUGCCAGCUUCUCAGGUGGCUCUGCCAGUGGCCAUGGACAAAGAGGUGUUAGAGCCCGAGCAGACGGUGGUGGCACAGACAACAAGCCUGUGGUACGCUACAGCAAGGACCAGCGUCCCACGACUCUGCCGAUCCAGCCCUUUGUUUUCCAGCACCAUUUCAGCAAGCCAGCCCGGCCCCGCCCCAGCCAUUUUGCCUCCAGCCUUUCCCAACUCUACAACUUGUCCAGCAACCGUCCUGCCAGCCAGCAGAUCUCCAGUUCCCAGUCCUUAGCCUCAGCCACCUCAGCAGAGCAGUCAUCAGCGGCGGGGAGCCAAGCCCACAGCAUGCUCCUGACCCAACGCUCAGCAGAUGGAGCUGCCUCCCACAAUGACGGCUGCAUUAAGAAGCCUGUCCCCGAGACCACCCGGCCGUCCCCCCUGGGGAGUUACUCUCCUGUGCGAUGCAACGUGCCUUUCUUUCAAAGCGUGGACUCUUCUUCCUCACCUACUGCAGAGAAAGCUGGAGAGACCCAGCCCCCCAGGAGCAGGUCCUGCCCCAUCUCCGCCAGUCUGCUUCCCACGAGGUCUUCCCCUGCUGUCAGUGCCAUGCAGACCACCCAAGCCACCAAAGCUGAUGCCCUGAGGCAAAAGGAGAACCCCAAGCCAGUUCCCAAGAAGGAAGCACCGCUGGAGCCAAGCCCACCGCUUUCCGAGUACCGACUCCACAGUGGGUCCCUCCCACCCUUCAUGGUGGGUGGCAUGCCGAUGAGCAGAGUGAGAGGCCAUGCAGAUCCACACUGGAGAAGUGGCAGUGAGUCCAGCAGCUCUGGUUCCCUGAGCAGCAUGGGAAUUAGGCCCCUCAAUGCGAACCACCUCUCUCCCCAAGCGCUGAAGUGGCGGGAGUACAGGCGGAGGAACCCCUUGGGUCUGGACCACGUUUCGGGGCUGCCCGGCUUAGCAGGCAGCCUAGACAGGAGGCAGCAAGAGCCUCGGCUGAACCGGGGGAACCCCAUCUUUGAGCUCCCUGGCACUCUCAACAGCAGCCAUUUCCACUGCAAGCUGAAUGGACAGUCUAUGAGGCAACUCCAGCUUACCUACACUGACUUCUUCCCUGACUACUUCUCACUAGCAGAGAAACCCCCCGCGGAGUUCUGCCUCUCCCCAGAUGGCAACACAGAGUCCAUCUCCAUCGACUUGCUGCAGAAGAAGGGUCUGGUGAAAGCAAUCAACACUGCUGUUGACCUGAUUGUGGCUCACUUUGGAACGAGCAGGGAUCCAGGGGUGAAGGCCAAACUGGGGAACAGUUCCGUGAGCCCCAACGUGGGGCAUCUCAUCCUGAAAUACCUGUGCCCUGCUGUCCGGGACAUUCUGAGUGAUGGGCUCAAGGCUUACCACGUCCUGGACAUGAUCAUUGGCCAGAGGAGGAACAUCCCCUGGAGUGUGGUGGAGGCGUCCACCCAGCUUGGCCCCUCUACCAAGCUGCUGCACAGCCUCUAUAGCAAGAUCAGCCAGUACACGGAGCUCACCAACCACAUCAUGAGAUUCAACGCAUUCAUCUUUGGCCUCCUCAAUAUCCGGUCCUUGGAGUUCUGGUUCAACCACCUCUACAACCAUGAAGAUAUCAUCCUGGCACACUACCAGCCAGUGGGCUUCUUGUGCCUGUCUCACAGCGUGUGCCAGCCUCUUUUCUAA
This is a messenger RNA of Phaethon lepturus (White-tailed tropicbird), 3579 nucleotides long. Its product is annotated as iporin-like. Gene Ontology annotation, cellular component: cytoplasmic vesicle. The record is from RefSeq and is a predicted model, not a curated record. NCBI's taxonomy places the organism in Eukaryota, Metazoa, Chordata, Aves, Phaethontiformes, Phaethontidae.